Paraphaeosphaeria sporulosa is the source of this 2033-nucleotide messenger RNA. Its product is annotated as Xanthine/uracil permease. The coding region runs from base 134 to 1900 and encodes 588 amino acids. Gene Ontology annotation, molecular function: xanthine transmembrane transporter activity. NCBI's taxonomy places the organism in Eukaryota, Fungi, Ascomycota, Dothideomycetes, Pleosporales, Didymosphaeriaceae. The record is from RefSeq and is a predicted model, not a curated record. Gene Ontology annotation, biological process: transmembrane transport; xanthine transport. Gene Ontology annotation, cellular component: membrane; fungal-type vacuole. The transcript is spliced from 3 exons.
UCCCACACUUCUAUCAAGCCUUUAGACUCCGAUCCGCAAUUGCCGACUCUGCUAAGCUGCAACCUCAGCCGCAUGAAAGGUUGAAAACUCGAAAGGAUCCACCAAACCCUGCUCAAAAGUGACUGUCGACACAAUGGCUAUUCCAGACCGCAUUGGACCGGAUCAUGACCUUAAACGAACUUUUGGAGAAAAGGUUCGCCGCGUGGUAAAGGCUUUCACGACCAAGGAUGGACUUGUUGGAAACUAUGACUAUGCAUUCUUGUUCAAGCCGAAUCUCCCUUUCAUGAAGAGGGAACGGAGAGCAGCGCCCUUCUUCGGCCUCCACGAUCGCAUGCCAGUUUUUCUCGCGCUCCUGCUUGGCUUCCAACAUUCUCUCGCCAUGUUGGCUGGUAUUAUUACACCGCCCAUCAUCCUUUCCGGCGCAGCAAACCUCACAUUGGAGAUGCAGCAAUACUUGGUUUCGACUUCGCUGAUCGUCUCCGGCCUUCUUUCUGCCAUCCAGAUGUCUCGCUUCCAUUUUUAUAAGACCAACUACUACUUGGGCACCGGUUUAAUCUCAGUCGUCGGCACCUCCUUCGCAACGAUUCCCAUCGCCACCGGAGCCCUCGCUCAGAUGUACCAGACCGGCUACUGUCCCGUGGAUGCAGAUGGUAACAAGCUGCCUUGCCCGGAUGGUUACGGAGCUAUCCUUGGCACGCAGUGUGUCUGCGCUCUACUCGAAAUCCUGAUGUCCUUCACUCCUCCCAGAAUCCUCAAGCGCAUCUUCCCUCCGCUCGUCACUGGUCCUACUGUCAUGCUCAUUGGUGUUCAUCUUAUCGAGACCGGCUUCAAGAACUGGGCAGGCGGCUCCAACGACUGCGCCGGUAGGCCCGAGACUGGUCUUUUCCAGCUGUGCCCCACCAUCAACGCGCCUCGCCCGCUGCCCUGGGGUAGUGCAGAAUUCAUUGGUCUCGGAUUCAGCGUCUUCAUCAGCAUCAUCAUCUGCGAACGUUUCGGUGCACCUAUCAUGAAAUCGUGCGCCGUGGUUAUCGGUCUGCUCGUCGGCUGCAUCAUCGCCGGCGCCUGUGGCUACUUCGACCGGAGCUCCAUUGACUCUUCGCCCGCCGUGUCCUUCAUCUGGGUGCACACCUUCAAGCUCUCUGUCUACGGGCCCAUCGUUCUACCAUUACUAGCCGUCUACAUGGUCCUUGCAAUGGAAGCCAUGGGCGACAUCACCGCCACUUGCGAUGUCUCGCGCCUCGACGUCGACGGCGAGCUUUUCGACUCUCGCAUUCAAGGCGGUAUCCUCGCCGACGGCAUCAACGGCGUGCUCUCCGGCCUCUGUACCAUUACGCCCAUGUCCGUAUUCGCGCAGAACAACGGCGUCAUCGCGCUCACCCGCUGCGCGAACCGCAAGGCUGGCUUCGCUGCGUGCUUCUGGCUCAUCGUCAUGGGCGUCUUCGCAAAGUUCGCGGCUGCGCUUGUCGCCAUCCCAUCUGCGGUUCUGGGCGGCAUGACGACGUUCCUGUUCUCCGCCGUGACCGUCUCCGGUAUCAGAAUCAUCAGCACGAUCGAGUUCACCCGGCGAAACAGAUUCAUCCUGACCGCGGGCCUGACAGUCGGUCUGGGCGCUACGCUGGUGCCCGACUGGUUCUCCUACGUCUUCACGUACUCGGGCCCCAACCACGCGCUUCUCGGCUUCUACAACGCCAUCGUGCUCGUGCUGGAGACCGGCUUCGCGAUUGUGGCCUUCAUCAACCUCGUGCUCAACCUGGUGCUGCCGGAGGAGAUUGAGGACGAGGAGACGCCCGAGUUGACGGCUGAUGAAGUGGAUGGGCCGGCGGAGGGUGUGGAGUGGCGGGGGAAGCAGAAGGGGCAGUCGACUGAUGGCGAGGGAGAUGUUGAAGCUGUAAAAGCGUAGCUGGUUGAGUGAGGUGGUGGUGGUGAAAGAAAAAUGGUUAGCGGGCGGGGAAAAUUGUACAGCACGGACGGUGUACCAUGACUUAUGAAGCGCUUUUUUCGCAGCGGAAUGAAAUUCUCUCAAUUUCCAUGUA